Microplitis demolitor is the source of this 2823-nucleotide messenger RNA. RefSeq names its product carbohydrate sulfotransferase 5. The coding region runs from base 530 to 1810 and encodes 426 amino acids. The record is from RefSeq and is a predicted model, not a curated record. Gene Ontology annotation, molecular function: N-acetylglucosamine 6-O-sulfotransferase activity. Gene Ontology annotation, biological process: N-acetylglucosamine metabolic process; sulfur compound metabolic process. The transcript is spliced from 10 exons. NCBI's taxonomy places the organism in Eukaryota, Metazoa, Arthropoda, Insecta, Hymenoptera, Braconidae.
UCUACUUUGCCGACUUAAUAAAUAAAUGCAACAUAUAUAUAUAUUUUUUAUCAACUUGACACGUGAUUGAUCGUUAAUUUAAAAUUUAUUUUCUUCCGAAUUGUAAUUCGAUAGUAAACCUGACACGAGUGAUAAUCGAUCAUCGAGUUGAGUUGUUUUUAAAUAAUCGAACUCUAUGACGACAGCUAGUGGAGUCUUGUUGUAUUACCCCUUAUUUUUUAGCGUAAGCACAACAUCCCCUUGAUGUGGACAACUGACAAUUAACCAGUGUUUAAUUUUUAUUGCUUUUGACAUUUUGGUGAUGGUAAUAAUUUUAAUUAUAAUUUUAAAUUGUUAGCAUGAGCAGAAUGUUAUUAUGGAGAUGAUCUGAGACAGAACUGACAGUGUCAGUGGACAGUUUUAAAUAUUAUUGACAGUAAGAGGGUUAUUUUUUAGUUUAAAAUAUUUUGACACGAUGCAAUUAUGCCAGUGGAACUGUUUGGAGUGUGCGGAGAACUGGAGAUGUUUGAGAUAAUUUUACUGUCGAGUAAUGCGAUACAUUAUGCCGCGGAGGAGGGUUAUCACAGGCGCGAUGUCAAAAAGACUGAGUUUCUUUAUUCUAGUCGGCUUAACAUCUCUUUGUAUUCUUGUACUAGUAUUUAAUCAACGGUAUUAUAAUAUCAUUGAACAUCGAUUACAACCAGUGAUAUCGGAUGUGGAGAUAAGGUCGCGGAAUAAUAUCAAGCAACAUCAAGAUCCAUUUACGAUUUUUUCAGAAAGAAUAAAUCUAUCGUUCUUGGAAAUCCAAGAUGUUGUUGAUCAGCAGCGACGUGAUAUCGAACGUGAUAUGGAGACUUAUGAAUAUCCCAAUGGAAAAUAUGAUCUAAAUAUCAGCAAUCUUGAUGAUUUGCUGAUGGAAAAAGGUGGAAGACCAAUGAGAAGUGUUAUUCUUGCUAAUUGGCGAAGCGGCAGUACAUUUUUAGGUGAUGUUGUUAAUUCACAUCCAGCAAAUUUUUAUCAUUACGAACCACUGCUGGAUUUUGGUAUCGUCCAAGUACGAGGUCCUCCACUAGCUCAAGCUGCGAUUGAUAAUAUCUAUGCAUUAUUCAAUUGUGAAUAUAAUAAACUACAAAACUAUUUAGAUUUCGGUAAAACUCACCCUUGGGUUUUUAAUCAUAAUACACAUUUAUGGACACAGUGUGUAAUUCAUAGAAAAAUAUGUUGGGAUCCGUUAUUUGUAACGAAAUUUUGUCGCAUAUUUCCGUUUCAAUCAAUGAAACUAGUACGGCUAAGGUUGAGGAUUGCUCAGGUGUUACUAGAGGACGAAAGUCUUGGAGUUCGUAUGGUUUUAUUAAUAAGAGAUCCGCGGGGACUAAUGCAAUCGCGUAAGCAUCGAAAUUGGUGCCCAGAUAGUCCUGAUUGCUCAGAUCCAGCACGCGUUUGCGCUGACAUGGUGUCUGACUAUGAAGCCGCUGUGCGACUUAAAGAAAAAUAUCCUCGCAAUUUCAAAGUCGUACGCUAUGAAGAUCUAUCUGUUGAUCCAUUUUCAAAUGUCAAAGAACUAUUUGAAUUUUACGGUCUAAACUUUCACCCGCAUGUUAUUAAUUUUUUGGAAACUCAUACUAAAAAUGAUUUCGGUGGUGUGUCAAGUACAUUUCGUAAUUCAAAAGCCGCGCCAUUUCACUGGCGUAAUGAUCUUGAUUUUGAGGAAGUUGAAGAGAUUCAAAGUGUCUGUUCAACGGCAAUGAGACUGUGGGGAUACGUUCUUGCUAUCAACGAAACUCAUCAAAAAGAAUUUAAUCCAAUUGCUAGAAAUUAUCAGCCUUUAUAAUAUAUAUUUAUUUAUAUCAUCAUUUGUACGAUAGUCAUUUUUUUACUUUAUCGAAGCAACUGGCAAUUUUUUAAAAAUAUUUAUAUUACACGCUCGUACAUUCCGUUAAUAAUAUUUUAUAAUAGUAUAUUACACACCAAGGGUGGAAAGUAAACAAUUAUACACGCGGGUUGAAAUGCCCUACUUUCCAUCCUUGCUGUGUAGUAUACUAUUGUUGCUUUAAAUUUAUUUGCUAUAGUUUUUAUACACAGAAAUUAAAGGAUUUUUUGGCAAGUAAAAAUUUUCUUGUGGCAAGUAAAAAAUGGCACCAAGAAAUCCUGCUUUUUCUGUGUAAAUGUUUAGCUAUCCCUAGCAGAUCCGAAUUACGGUAAAUUAGUACCUCAAUUUAUGGCAUUCGGAAAAACUGCCGUAAUUUAUCGCAACUUACAGUAACCUACCUCAAAUUACGGUAAUUUAUGGCAAAUUCGCCGUAAAAUUUGCUGCAAUAUUGCGGUAGUUUACGGCAAAAGUGCGACAUUGUACCGCAAACUUGCCGUAAUUUACGAUAUUCAGAAGAAUUGCCGCAAUUUACGAUAUUUUACUGUAAUUCACGGCAAUUUAUGGAAAUUUGCGACAAUUCGCCGUAGCUUACGGUAAUAUGUCGCAAGUUUUCAUAAAUUGCGGCAAUUUUGCAGUAAAUUACGGUAUUUUGCGGUAAAAUACGGUAUUUUUCCGUAAAAAUACGGUAAUUUGCCGUAAUUCGGAUCCGCUAGGAAUGUAUAUUGUUGGUCCAAAUUAAAAAUAGUUUAGGAUGAUAUUAGAAAACACAUAAUGCAGGUUUUAAAUCCGUCUCGAAUUUUUAAUAAAUAAAUAAAAAAGAAAAAUUAAAUACGCCUUCAAGUGCCUGCUGUGGUCUUUACAGACCUUAUUGUAUUAAAUUACCAAAGUCAGAAACAUGCUAUUAAUAGUAUUUACAUAUAUUCCAUAUUUAUUAAUAGUAUUUGUAAUAUUUAAUAAUACAUGUAUCUAAUCAA